AUGAGCCCGCGGUCGCCACUCUCAGACGGCGAAGUCAGCAGCGAGGACGGGGAGAAGGUUACAAAGAGCACAUCACUACGCCAGACUACGGAUAUUAAUUCGUCCGCCAGACAUGUUCGCGACCACGCGAAGUCUUCAUCUCGGCCCACGCGACUCACCGGCCGUGAGGCUUUGAUGAACGAUAGGAACGCACACUUCAACGGAUAUGGCCAAGACCGAGACCGCUCCAGGUCGCCUUUCCGCAGAGACCGCUCCGGCUCGAGAUCACCUUUCCGCGCAGACCGGGAUGGAGGCGCGGGCAAAGACAAGAGACGGCGGCAGGACGACCACUACGGCAAGAACGCAUCGGACACGCGGCGGCAUAAGACCCACGAUGAGAAGCAAGCACGUGGACACGGGUACCGCGACAUAGAUCGUCCAUCACAGCCCAAUGCAGGUCCUCCAUACAAUGACCGCCGCGGCCGCGAUAGGCCCAACAACCGCGACUCAUACAGCGAGCGCGAUCGAAGCCGAUCUCCUUUCCGUGCGACUGCAGCCGGCACACAGGCGCGACCACCAAGUAAGCAUGAGCUCUCCAGACCAGACUCCCAGCACAGCGAACGUGGAAACACGCUCACUGCGCAACGCGGGUCACUACAUGAAACACAGAAUGGGAACAAUGAUGCUAAGGCAAAGUCAUCGCAAUCAGGCAGACAGGCUACAGUGACUGAAGAAGACAAGGCAAGUGAGCAAGUCGAGGAGCCCGCUGAGCCAGAGAAGCAGCUGUCAGAAGCAGAGCUCAUAGAGCAGCGCCGCAAGAAGCGCGAAGCUAUCAAGAAGAAGUACGCGGCAUCAUCAGGGAACGAUUCACUCCGUCGAGCAACGCUAGAGUCCAAUCUACCUUCUGCUGCUGCUACGCCUUAUCACGACAGCACGAAUCGCUCAGAGCCGCAAUCGCCUGUAUCGCCCAACUCACCUGGCACUCCCAAAGACAGCUCAUCAGCGCCUGGCUCGCCUGCUCAGUUCGAAGCUUUGAGUGACGCGGACCUCGUCAACCCACUACAGGUUAGUGCGAACAACGAUGACCAAGGUCAGUCUGCUGCAGACUACGAUCCCGAUAUGGACAUGAAUGAGGACCGACCCCAGUUCAAGCGUCAGGAUAUACAGGAUGCAGAACAGCAAGGAGAAGCCAACAAGGAGCCAGCUUCAAUGCAGCUACCGAAGAAGCCUGCCGACGAGUUCGACAUGUUCGCGGAAGACGAUGACGAUGACAUGUUUGCUCCCGCCGAUAAGCCUGCCAAGAAGGCCGAUGCCAAAGAGGCUCGUACGCUGGAUGAGGGUAUGCUGGACAACUGGGACUAUCCUGAUGGACACUACCGUAUCAUCAAUGGUGAACUUCUCGACAAUCGCUAUGCCGUCGAGCAACAAGUCGGCAAAGGUACCUUCGCUACCGUGGUGCGAGCUCGAGAUUCUCAGACUGGCAGUAAAGUCGCGAUAAAGAUUGCGUGCAGGAACGAUACUAUGCUCAAGGCAGGGCAGAAAGAGAUGCAGUUCUUAGAGCGUCUCAAUGAGAAGGACCCGGAAGACAAGAGGUACAUCAUCCGAUUGUUGGGCAACUUCACACACAAAGGACAUCUCUGUCUCGUCUUCGAAGGACUCCACAUGGAUCUUCGAGACGUUCUGAAGAAGUUCGGGCGCGAUGUUGGCAUCAACCUGGAUGCUGUGAAGAUCUACGCAUAUCAGAUGUUCCAGGCUUUGUUGCACAUGAAGCAUGCUGAGGUGCUGCAUGCAGACUUGAAACCAGACAACAUUCUCGUCAACGAGAAGCGGACACUGAUCAAGAUCUGCGAUUUCGGCACUGCUACGCUGCAGCAGGAUGCUGAACUCACACCGUACCUUGUUUCACGAUUCUAUCGUGCGCCAGAGGUGAUCUUGGGCAUGAAUUUCGACUACGCCAUCGACAUGUGGGCCAUUGGAUGCACACUGUUCGAGCUUUACGCAGGCCGCAUUCUGUUCAACGGCUCAGACAACAACGGCAUGCUACGCGUUAUUCAAGAAUGUCGAGGUAAGCUUCCGAAUCGGCUCAUCAAGCGUGCGAUGCUGGCAGACAAGUACUUCGACGAGCAAUUCACCUUCUAUGGACUCGAGCGUGACAAGAUGACUGGCAACGUGGUCCAGAAGCCGAUGCACUUCGCGCAAGGAUUGGCGAAGCGAGAUCUCAAAUCAAGGUUGAGCGGCAACAUCAAUAAGAUGACUCCUGCCAUGCUCAAGGAGCACACUGCGUUUCUGGAUCUUCUGGACAAGUGCUUGCAGCUGGACCCGGAAAAGCGCAUCAAGCCGAAGGAUGCACUUCAUCAUCACUUCUUCGCAAGACCCUCUACGCAGGUGAAGCCGAAGGGCACGAUCUCCGCGACAACGCUGCGACCUGUGACUGUGCAGCACUCUGGAUAG
This is a messenger RNA of Fulvia fulva, 2430 nucleotides long. RefSeq names its product Serine/threonine-protein kinase prp4. The transcript is spliced from 2 exons. Lineage: Eukaryota; Fungi; Ascomycota; Dothideomycetes; Mycosphaerellales; Mycosphaerellaceae. Gene Ontology annotation, molecular function: ATP binding; protein serine/threonine kinase activity. The coding region runs from base 1 to 2430 and encodes 809 amino acids. Gene Ontology annotation, biological process: peptidyl-threonine phosphorylation; peptidyl-serine phosphorylation. The record is from RefSeq and is a predicted model, not a curated record.